Dunckerocampus dactyliophorus (ringed pipefish) is the source of this 1524-nucleotide messenger RNA. It is a transcript of the gene cops4, whose product is annotated as COP9 constitutive photomorphogenic homolog subunit 4 (Arabidopsis). The transcript has 10 exons. The coding region runs from base 84 to 1304 and encodes 406 amino acids. Gene Ontology annotation, cellular component: COP9 signalosome; cytosol. The record is from RefSeq and is a predicted model, not a curated record. Lineage: Eukaryota; Metazoa; Chordata; Actinopteri; Syngnathiformes; Syngnathidae.
GGCCAUGUGGCUUCACAAGUCAUCGCCAAUGAGCUAUCCAGAUAUAUAAUACAGAUCAGUGGUUGACACUCGGACGGGCGACCAUGGCUACCGACGUGCGGCAGGAGCUUGCACAGCUGAUGAACUCCAGCGGCUCCCACAAAGAUCUCGCGGCGAAAUAUCGACAAAUCUUGGAAAAGGCGGUCCAGUUCACAGAUGCAGAUCAGCUGGAGUCCUUGAAGGCCUUUGUUGAAGCAAUGGUCAAUGAAAACGUGAGCCUGGUCAUCUCCAGACAGCUGCUCACCGACUUCUGCACGCAUCUGCCCAACCUACCUGACGCCACAGCCAAAGCCGUGUACCACUUCACCUUGGAAAAGAUCCAGCCUAGGGUCAUUUCCUUUGAGGAACAAGUCGCCUCCAUCAGGCAGCACUUGGCCACCAUUUACGAAAAGGAGGGCGACUGGAGGAACGCUGCCCAGGUUUUAGUUGGCAUCCCUCUGGAGACGGGACAGAAGCAGUACAACGUUGACUACAAGUUGGAUACGUACCUGAAAAUUGCCCGCCUCUACCUGGAGGAUGACGAUCCGGUGCAGGCUGAGGCGUACAUCAACAGAGCCUCAUUGCUUCAGAACGAAUCCUCCAAUGAGCAGCUGCAGAUACACUACAAGGUGUGCUACGCCAGAGUCCUAGAUUUCAGGAGGAAGUUCAUUGAGGCGGCGCAGAGAUACAACGAGCUGUCCUAUAAAUCCAUCGUCCAUGAGAGCGAGCGUCUGGAAGCUCUCAAGCAUGCGCUCAACUGCACCAUCUUGGCAUCGGCAGGCCAGCAGCGUUCCCGCAUGUUGGCCACCCUCUUCAAGGACGAGCGCUGCCAGCAGCUGGCCGCCUACGGGAUCCUGGAGAAGAUGUACCUGGACCGCAUCAUCAGGGGGAACCAGCUGCAGGAGUUUGCCGCCAUGCUCAUGCCGCACCAGAAGGCCACCACAGCGGAUGGCUCCAGCAUCCUGGACAGAGCCGUGAUAGAACACAACCUGCUGUCUGCUAGCAAGCUCUACAACAACAUCACCUUCGAGGAGCUGGGAGCGCUUUUGGAAAUCCCACCAGCAAAAGCGGAGAAGAUUGCCUCGCAGAUGAUCACCGAGGGCCGCAUGAACGGCUUUAUCGACCAGAUCGAUGGCAUCGUGCACUUUGAGACGCGUGAGCCGCUUCCCACAUGGGACAAGCAGAUCCAGUCGCUGUGUUUCCAAGUCAACAACCUCCUGGAGAAGAUCCGACAGGCGGCUCCUGAGUGGGCGGCGCAGGCCAUGGAGACCCAGAUGAGUCAGUAAAACGUCUUCCUGCUCAAAGGCAUCGUCUCUCUGGUGCGCCAAAGGUCAUAAAUCCCUCCAGCGUUCGCAUCCAAUUGGCUGAUAUUCCCAGAGUUUGUGCGGACUUUGUUUUGAUGGUGCCCACCAGCACAUGUGAUCUGUUAACAUUUGACCUUUUAUUUGCUACUCGUGUCAUAAUGCAGCCAAUCUGACUAAACCAUUAAAGGUGCACGUAACUUGA